Messenger RNA from Leptosia nina, 741 nucleotides. NCBI's taxonomy places the organism in Eukaryota, Metazoa, Arthropoda, Insecta, Lepidoptera, Pieridae. The record is from the annotation of a GenBank genome assembly.
AUGAAAUUCCUAACAGUACUUUUGGCUUUACUGUAUUUAGCCAAUGAUAUCGGCAACGCAGCAGCGAGGUCGAAAGGUGGGAAAAUGCCAAGUCAGCCGAUUAAAUUAUAUUAUCUUCCACCAUCACCCCCCUGCAGAGCUGUCAUGAUGACUGCCAGGGUCCUUGGCUUGGAUCUAGAACUGGUGCUGACAAACAUAAUGAAAGGCGAACAUCUUACUCCAGAGUAUCAGAAAAUGAAUCCCCAACACACAAUACCAACUAUGGAUGAUAAUGGGUUCGUUCUAUGGGAAAGUCGAGCAAUAAUGGCUUAUUUAGUUAACGCCUACGGCCGAGACGACUCUCUUUAUCCAAAGAACCCACGCCAAAGGGCUAUCGUUGAUCAACGACUACAAUUUGAUCUUGGCACACUUUACUCGAGAUAUUCUGCGCUUUAUGCGCCAAUGUUAUUCAAAGGAGAACCAUACAAUGAGGAGUUGGCAGCUAAGUUGACGGAAGCGUUGGGGUGGUUAAACAUGCUGCUGGACGGCAAAACUUUUGCCGCUGGAGAUAAUUUGACUAUCGCAGAUAUCUCUAUGAUCGCUACAUUUAGUAACUUAGAGGCUCUGGGUUUCGACUUUAGCGCUCACGAAAAUGUCGCAAAAUGGUUUGAACGCACGAAGAAAACUUUGGAACCGCACGGCUAUGAAGAUAUUGACAAAGCUGGAGCUCAACAAAUAGCGUCGUUUUUGAAGAAAGAUUAA